Molecule: messenger RNA, 618 nt
Organism: Acanthosepion pharaonis
Lineage: Eukaryota; Metazoa; Mollusca; Cephalopoda; Sepiida; Sepiidae
Source: the annotation of a GenBank genome assembly
AUGUCCUGGCGCGUGGUCGGAAGCGAACAACAACAGCCGCCGACCUGUUGCUCACGGCAGCAAAUCAUCUCUUUGGCGUAUUUGAUCAAUAUCUGCCGUAAGGAUUCUAAGCUGAUUAAUUUUUGUUUUCUCUUCUUUUGCUUCUCAAUUCCUUCUCCUCCACUUCAAAUACUCACUGGCAAUAUUAAACCAAGUGUGAAUAAUGGAGUGCGGCACAAGGCCAGAGGAUUGUUUGAGCAAAUCGGCUGUGAGACUAAAUUGUUACUCCAAAGCAAGUCACUCAAUCAUUUUCUGUCAUUAUUCCAUUAUAAUAUUCCCUUCUUCUUUGUCAGCCUCUUUGCGUAUUAUCUUUCUUUUUAUAAUAAAUAUCAAAUGGUUUCGUUUGUUUACAUCUUCUUUCUAACCAUACAACUAUACUCACAGUUUACACAAUUUUAUUCUUUUAAUGUUCUUCCUCGCCCUCACUUUCUUUUUUUAACUUAUUGUUACUUUUCUCUCUCUUAUUGCUACUUUUCUCUCUCUUUUAUCAUUGCUUACUUAAGUUUUCUUUCCUUUGUUAUAUCGUUCACCAUUUCUUCUUCUUCUUCUUCUUCGUUGCUGUCGUUUGGUUGCUACUGA